Messenger RNA from Rhizoctonia solani, 477 nucleotides. RefSeq names its product ribosomal protein L1p/L10e family. The transcript has 4 exons. The coding region runs from base 1 to 477 and encodes 158 amino acids. The record is from RefSeq and is a predicted model, not a curated record. NCBI's taxonomy places the organism in Eukaryota, Fungi, Basidiomycota, Agaricomycetes, Cantharellales, Ceratobasidiaceae.
AUGUCCAUCUGCAUUCUUGCCGAUGCUGCCGACAUCGAUCGCGCUAAGCAAAUUGAACUCGAAUACAUGUCUGUCGAUGACUUGAAAAAGCUCAACAAGAACAAGAAGCUUGUCAAGAAACUCGCUAAGAAGUACGAUGCUUUCCUUGCUUCUGAAGCCCUCAUCCGUCAGAUCCCCGUCUGCUCGGCCCCGGUCUCUCCAAGGUUACACACAGCUGGCAAGUUCCCUACCCCCAUUUCCCACUCUGAGGACCUCAGCGACAAGCUCACUGAGGUUCGCAGCACCAUCAAGUUCCAGCUCAAGAAGGUUCUGUGCCUUGGUGUCGCUGUCGGCCACGUGCAAAUGACUGAGGAUCAGGUCCUUGGAAACGUCAUGCUUAGUAUUAACUUCCUUGUCUCCCUCUUGAAGAAGAACUGGCAAAACGUCAAGUCUCUCCAUGUCAAGACUACGAUGGGCAAGCCCGUCCGUCUGUUCUAA